Molecule: messenger RNA, 198 nt
Organism: Cetraspora pellucida
Lineage: Eukaryota; Fungi; Glomeromycota; Glomeromycetes; Diversisporales; Gigasporaceae
Source: the annotation of a GenBank genome assembly
AUGAACCUUGUUUCAAAAAAACCUAGUAAAUCAAAUUUUGAUUAUUCCGAUUUUUACAAGACCUUCACGGCAACUUCAACAAAUUCGAAUACGUUAUUCAAUCAAAAUGGAAAUCAGCGGACAAAUUUUACUGUAAAAAGAUUUAUUGGUAUAAUGGUUGAUCAACCUAAUAAGUUUGAUUUUUUUGUUCCGUAUUAG